AUUUUUGUUUUGUUGCACAUGUGGUUAUUGCUCAGUGAUGUACCAUAUGAGCACCGUGUGUGUGUGUGUGUGUGUGCGUGUGUGUGGUGCGCCCAAUCUGAGACAACACCCCCUGAACUGUCCAACGUCAUAUCAGUUUUUCACAAGGACAAAAAAAAGUUAAAACAGCACGCCCCCACUCCGGGGAGUGUGUGUGUGUGUGUUUUGACAGAGGAAGGCGACCGAGAGAGAGGGGAGAAAGGGGAGUGAGACAGAGAGAAAGAGAGAGAGAGAGAGAGUGUGUGUGUGUGUGUGUGUGUGUGUGUGUGUGACGGAGAAAAGUUGGUGAGCCACUUCGGGAAAAGUCGCUCGCGGAGCUUUAAUGUGGACGCACGCGCCGGAGUUCAAAGGAUAGAGCGCGAGAGACAGAAAUGAAGCCUGGGUCCACGUGCAGGUGGUGUGUGUUAUGGAUCACAGUGCUGAGCGCAGUGUGUGUGAGCGGCGUCGAAAAGGCCAACAAAACAGUGAUCGGGCGACGCCCCCGACAGACAGAAGUGGUGGGGCUAGAAGGUGUAUGGGGCCCAUGGAGUGAGUGGGCGGAGUGUUCUCAGAGCUGUGGAGUAGGCGUGACUGAGAGGCGCAGGCAAUGUGUGCCACCGGCCCAAACCUGGAGUCGGCCGGGUUACCUGCCGUCAGGUGCAUCAAGCCACACCCCCUUACUUCCCCCCAACGUGCCUUAUUACCCCUCCUCAUAUCCUGGCAAUGACAGAAUUUAUCAGGCCAAUCAGAGUCCUGGACUACCUCUCUAUCGAGACACACCUGAAGGGGUGGGGCAAGAACUGCCCAAUCGUGCGCCUCCUUUCUACCGAGCGAACGUCGUAACGCCCAAUCAGCAGCCGAUUUCAAUUUACCGUUCUCCAUCUUCUUCGUCCAUGCAUGCAUACGGCCAAUCAGGGAGAGGAUCCAGACGGCCAGCCAACGAGGGGGCUGGAAGAGUAGGUGCAGGCGGGAGUAGGAGGUCAAUCUCCACCAAUAGGGAUCCAGCGUCUGUGAGAAAACAAAUCCGUCCUGGUCAGUUCGGUUACGGCAGGGUUCCAUACUCACUCCCGCUUCACCGCCAAAACCGGCACACGCGAUACGCCCGUCUCCAUGGAAACGCCACCGCCGAGCCACUGCGGGUCAAAGGCACCAUGGCUAUGCAGGAAGCGGAGAGCCAACGUGAAGAGAACGAAGAACGGACAGACGCAAAGCCGAAGGAGGUACAGAGGCAGAAGCAGAGAUCCAUCACUAGACGUGCUCCUCCUCCAGCCUCUGCACCUUUCUCUUCACCUCUCCACAGGCCACACCCACUUCCAGACGCACCACUCUACGCCCCGCCACCUUAUGUUCCACCCCCUGCAGUUCCGGUACAGCAGUACAGGUGCUCUGGGAAAGGCAGAGAGAUCCGGAAGUGCACUGUAGAGGAAUGUGCCGGUUCCCAGGUGGACCCCCGAGCCGAGCAGUGCGCCGUGUUCAACAGUAAGGAGUUCAUGGGCCGCAUUUACGACUGGGAGCCUUUCACUGAAGGCUCAGUGGAUCAGCAGUGUGAGUUAACGUGUCGGCCAGUCGGCUAUCGUUUUUACGUUCGUCAUUCGGAGCGAGUGAGAGACGGAACCCCGUGUGUUAAUAAUACCCCCAAUGACGUGUGUGUGGGAGGCCGAUGUCUGAGCGAGGGGUGUGAUGGCAUGCUUGGCUCGGGCGUGGUGCGUGAUCGGUGCGGCGUAUGCGGUGGGAGUGAUGGAUCGUGUGUUCGAGUGUCAGGAAGUUUCCAGAACAGCAGUGUACCUCUGGGGUAUCACAAGAUUCUCGACAUUCCAGCCGGAGCGACAGCCAUCAACAUCACGGAACGCAGUGCCAGCCCUAACUACCUCGCGUUGCGUAGCGGUACUGGUCAGUCCAUCGUGAACGGUCGCUGGGCCGUGGAUCCUCCAGGUGAAUAUGAAGCGGGAGGAACAACAUUCGUGUACACGCGCAACCGUGGAGAAACGCUCACUGCCCCGGGACCCACACACACACUGCUGCAGCUGUAUAUUAUUUUCCACAAGGAGAAUCCAGGCGUAGAUUACGAGUAUUACAUACCUGUGAAGAAGGAGGCAGUGAGAGAGUGGGACAGAGGGAGCGCGUCUCUCCGAGAGACCAGUGCCGUAGUAGCCUUCGUAGAAGACUCUGCCCCUCCUCCCAUCCCGGCUCCUUCUUCAUCGGAGAGGUGGAUGCCGGAGAGGCCCCGCCCCCACAGCUCUGGGCCUCAUCGUAAUGUUCGGAUCCCACCGAGGACCGAUGUCCCGUUGGAUAAUCAGAUUCCGUUCGAGUGGAGGCUGGGACAGCUCAGUGAGUGCUCUGCUUCCUGUGGCAAAGGUACCCAACACCGAGAGGUGUUGUGUGUGAACAGACACACAAACGAAGAAGUCCACGAAAGGCGGUGUGACUCGGCGUCUAAGCCCAUCGCCGAGGACGAGCCAUGUAACGUCCAUCCCUGCCCGCCAUACUGGGAGGCGGGAGCGUGGUCGGAAUGCAGCGUGUCGUGUGGGUGGGGUCUGCAGCAACGCCAGCUCCAGUGCAGGCAGAAUUUCUCCAGCCGCUCCACCCGGGUCCACCCUCAUCGUUGCUCGGGUCUCACGCAGCCCAACACCACCCAGGCCUGCCACACACAUUCCUGCUCACACUGGCAGGUCUCCUCCAACUGGAGCGCCUGUUCAGUAGACUGCGGCACGGGUAAAAGGACACGGAACGUCCGCUGCGUCAGUGACCACGGCGGUGUGGUGAACGACGGGGAGUGUAACGCCAGGCUCCGCCCACAAGGAAGCGAAGAUUGUCACAUGGGUCCCUGCAUCUCCAACUGGUACUUCACUGACUGGACGAACACAUGCUCCGCCCCGUGUGGUCCGGGUGUGCAGAAACGUGACGUGGUGUGCGUGUCGAGCGGCGCUGAUGGCGAGUGUGUGAAGGACAAACCAGCUGAUAUGAAGGCGUGUAACUCGGGAUCCUGCGUGGCACACACACACUGGUUCGCUGGACCGUGGGGACAGUGCAGCGUGCCGUGUGGGAACGGAACCCAGCGCAGAGACGUGAUCUGCGUUCGGAAGCUGGGGAGCGAUUUCAGCGUGACGCCGGCUGGCGAGUGCGCGCACCUGGAAAAACCGUCCCCCAUCCAGACGUGCGAAGCGGAACCGUGUAAACCACAGUGGUUCACCACAGAGUGGAGUGCGUGCUCCAAGUCGUGCGGUGACGGAGUUCAGACUCGAGACGUCCGCUGCCUGACGCCGAAUAAACAGCCGAGCUUCGCCUGUGACUCCACCCACAAGCCACACCCCAAACAGCCCUGUAACCCCGCCCCCUGCAGCCCCUCUCUAGAUGAGAGUUGUAAGGACCGACGCUCCAACUGCCUGAUGGUGGUCCAGGCUCGGCUCUGCGUUUACUCCUACUACAAGUCGGCCUGCUGCGCCUCCUGCACUCAGAGCGCCCAGAGAGCCAAACGCCACUGACCCCGCCCAGGGUCAAAGGUCAGCGACAGGGCAGCCGACUCUCCAGCCAAUAGUGUCCCAGACCGACGUCGAGGAAGUGAAUUUAGACUUUAACAUUUCAACAGCUCUGUUUUGCUGCAUCAUGUCAAUCGUGAUUAGCCCCGCCCAUGAUCUCAUCCCCCAUGCAGCCAAUUCACCUGAGACAUGUCUGGGAUGUGAAGUUUACUUUAUUAGGUUUGUGGAUCUUUGAGGCUAAUGUAGCUAACCUAGAAUGGGCGCUUAUAGCCACCAGUUUAGCAUCGUGCUCUAGGAGUGACUACAAUGACGGAUUUUAAGAUUUAAGUACAAAUAGUUCCUUUCGCGUUGUGUAUUUUGAUGCUGUACAUGAUGCUAAACUGGUGGCCCUUCCUUGUUAGCCACUUUAGCAUCACAGCUCCAGUGCAAACAUGUCUCUGCUGAUCGAUUAUGUCUGGGGUAAAACGGAAAUUGUGUGCAUUUUUUUUCUAAUCUUUUGCUUUUUCUCAAAGUGAGAACUUUUUUUAAAAUCCAGUAUAUGUUUGUUUUGUUUUAAAAGCACUAGAAUUUUCUGCGUUUCUAUGGCAACCUGGAUGCCAAACUAAACCUACAAUGAUGAAGGUGCCUUUAAUAAAGAAAAAUUAGAUUUGUAUCCAUUUUGCUCAUAAACUAUCAGUACACCUUAUUUUGUUCACAUUCCUAUCUAUAUAUCUAUACAAGUACACUACAUAGUGGAAGACAUAAUACGCUUACACUCUGUCAAGUGCACUAGAUGUCCAAUAGCCAUGCAUGACUUGCCAUAAUUCAGUUAUUCAGUUAAAUAAUACCUCCUACACCCUAUCUAUGGCACUAUACAUACAGCUACGAGUCAGCCAUAUUUGAUUCCAGCGCGCUUGUGCAGGAAGUAUGGAGCUAAAUCCCAAAAUGUUUCAUAUUAGACGUGUAGUGCACUACAUAGGGUGCAGCAAUUUUCAUACCUCAUAAGUGCAAUUAUUUAGGGAGCAGGGAGCUUAAAUACAUUGGGGCGGAGCUACACUUUCUAUACAUUUUGCACUACAUCGGGUGCCAUUAUUUUUGUUUUAAUCCUCUAGUUCACAGGUUCCCAAACUUUUCCAGGGCAAGGCCCCCCAGAUGGCAUUAACAUUUGACCGAGGCCCCCCUUUUGCAAGAUGUCUUUAAAACACAUUAAAAAUACAGACUUCUGAAUAUAUCCCCCUUUUUUAUUAAUAAUUACAUCUUACAUCUUUACAUUAGCGAUUAUAAUAUGCAUUUAUGUUUCACACCAAAUUGUUGAGGCCCCCAGGCGGCCCCCCACUUUGAAAACCACUGCUCUAGUUGGCAUAUAGUGCACUAUGUAAGGGGUAUUAUUUCAGUCCCUGUGAAAUGCAGGAAUUUCUAUACAGUGCACUUUAUGGGAUUAAAGAAAAAAAACUAGAAAUGGCACCCCAUGUAGUGCACUAUAUAGAAUUUUAGCUCCGGCUUAACAUGGUAGUGCACUUUAUAUGAAAUAACAUAACUAUGGAUGGGAUCAUUACUCCCUGUGCACUACUUAGGAUAAAUAAUGGCACCGUAUUAAGUGCACUAGAUAUAUUAGUGCACUUUAUAAGGUAUACUAUUAUAUUAGUUCCCUUAAUAGGGUACGAAAUAAUGAUGCCCUAUAUAGUGCACUAUAUGGUCUCUACUACCUAUGUAGUGCGCUGUAUGUCUACUAGGGAGUCGUUAAUGAUUCAGAUCAUUGCUUCCUGUAUAAGUGUGCUUCAUAGGGUAUUUAAAUAACAGUGUACCCCAUGUAGUGCAGUACAUGUCUAUAAUAGGUGCAUUUGGGAUUUAAAAAAAAAAUUAUUAUUCCAGCUACCAUGGCUGAAUCCUAAAUAAACCUAAGCUCCCUGUAUUAGUGUACUCUCAAGGGUGUGAAAUAAUAUAAUAGUGCGUUCAGCCUACGGAGUCCAAUAAAGAACCGUUUGGAAUUUAACCAAUGUGAUACUGCAAACCUCAUGAACUGUGUGAUAAAAGCUUUGUCAUUCCUGUUCUCUCUCUCUCACACACACACACACACACACUGGUUCGUUCCUCCUCUUGGAUGCGAGUCAAUUUACUGUCUUUUUCAUUUUUUUUAUAGUAUGUAUGCAUGUACAUUUUUAUUUAUGUUCAAAUUCACAAAUUGUUUUGAAUGCAUCCUUAAAUAUGAAGGUGUAUGUGAGAUCGUGAUUGGUUCUUUGGUCUGUGGCCAAUAAGAAAUGAGAGGGGGUGGGAUUUAAGGCGGCUUGUUUUUUUGUUUGUUAAACUAACCACCUUGCUAAAUUCAGUAGUGCUUUAAAGUGUGUGUGAGUGUGAGCGAGAAAUGUGUUACAAAAAUGUGUUAAUGUACAUACUUGCGUGUCUGUGUAUGGUGCCAUAAUCAAAUAUUAGCAACUAGAAGCCGAAAUUAUACUUUUAUAUAAAAAAUACAGAUCGUUAUUUAUCGGUGAAAUAUUUACAUAAAUUAUAUUUAUUUCGCGAAACAAAGCAUAUGUUAUUAUCACCUGAGGUUUAAGAAGAAAAUUGUGAUUUGUAAAAUAAUCAUCUUUUGGAAAUGUGUGCUAAACGCUGUUACGGCGCUGCAGAAUAAAGAAAACCUGCAAUGA
This is a messenger RNA of Ictalurus furcatus (blue catfish), 6118 nucleotides long. RefSeq names its product ADAMTS-like 4 (gene adamtsl4). Gene Ontology annotation, cellular component: extracellular matrix. The coding region runs from base 411 to 3500 and encodes 1029 amino acids. The transcript has 17 exons. The record is from RefSeq and is a predicted model, not a curated record. Gene Ontology annotation, biological process: extracellular matrix organization. Lineage: Eukaryota; Metazoa; Chordata; Actinopteri; Siluriformes; Ictaluridae. Gene Ontology annotation, molecular function: metalloendopeptidase activity.